AUUUUUUGUUUACUACUUUUUCUUCGUGUUCUUCUCCGCGUACAUGUCUGGGCACUAUUAUUUUUUACCCUUUUUAAUUUUACUACUCUAAUUUCGAAUUUCGCCGCAUUCUCUUUUUUUCUCUGCCAUGGCGGGUGACGACGAUUACAUUCCCCUGCGCGACUUUUCAGGCAACGGUGUGGGGUCGGCGCAAACGAGCAGCGAUGAAGGAGAGCAAAUAAGAAAAGUGACACCACGCGAUGCCUCGGCAGUGCCGUCGCACUCGUCAGCAGGAUCAGACAACGCAGCGGUUCUGACACCACGCAGAUACCGCGGACAGACAAUAGUGGCCCACUCGACCAGCAACAGCAAGCUGACAACGCUGCUGGACGACGGCAGUCGGCAAGCCACCGGCAGCUCAGCGUCGUCGUCGCGGCAACGCACUGCAGAGCACUCGCGUAGCCCGCCAGUGAGGCACACCAUGACGGCAACAACGGCUGACGACAUGGAGAUCGACGGCGGCAGCAGCACGCGCGGCGGAUCGAGCUUUGACAGCAUUCUGAACGACCUCGGGGCCGAGGAGGAGGCGCUUGACAACCAGGCCAUUGCCAACGAACGCGCGCGCACGCAGGAGCCGCCUCGCGGAAUCGGCGCUCUCAGUAGGAUGUGGGCGCAGGGCGACUCGGCCUACCAGCCGCUGGACGUGCAGGGCACCCCGCACCGCCGACGCCGAGGCAGCCCGCAUGACGAGCCGAUCUGGACGCGGCGCAUGCUGGUUCUACCGGCGAUCAUGCUGGUGUCGAUGGGGCUCCUGAUGGCCGUCAUCAGCACAGUCGUGUGGGUGCGCGAGCACACAGAGCAUCCCAAACUGCACGUCGACGCGAAGCUGUUCCCGUACAGGGUCGACCGCACGCAGCUGGGCAGCAGCCAGUACUCGCUGCGGCUGAUCCACACCAACGACAUGCACGCCCACUUCUCACCGUAUGAUGCCAAUGGCGACGCCUGCGACCCCAAAAACAGCACGGCCAGGUGCGUUGGCGGGUCGGCGUACGUCAAGGCCGUCAUCGACCACAUGCGGCUGGCCGACGGCGUCGGAGCCGAGAACACCGUGCUACUGAACGGCGGCGACGAGUUCCAGGGCUCGCUGAUGAGCGUGCUGUUCAGGGGCAACGUGUCAGCCGCCCUGCUCAAUGCCUUUGAGCCCGAGGCGCUGACGCUGGGCAACCACGAGUUUGACCUGGGCCCGCUCCACCUGGCGCGCUUCCUGCAAAAGGUGCAUGCGCCGGCCAUCUGCGCCAACCUCCUCUUCCCUGCAGGCUCGUCGGACCUGGCCGCACUGCAGGCGUCCGUGCAACCGUUCACCAUUAUCGACCGCCACAAGGUCGGCAUCAUCGGCGUGCUGACGCCUGACGCCAUGGCAUCGUCCUCGAUGGGCGGCAUCAAAGUCACUGACCCCAUUGCAGCCGUCAACCGCGCGCGCGCUCAGCUCAACAAAAUGGGCAUCCGCCGCAUCGUCGUCCUCUCACACCUCGGCUACGACGCCGACCGGGACCUGGCAGCGCAGGCUGACUCUGGGAUCGGGCUCAUCGUCGGCAGCCACUCACACACGUACCUAACGCCACCCGCGGGCGACGACCCGAACGGCCCGGCCGACGGCUCGGAGUCCAAGGGUGCGUAUCCGACGUGGGUGUCCAACGCGGCAGACACCGAGUGGCAGACGGCCGUGGUCCAGGCCAAGAGCUUUGGCGAAUACGUCGGGUACCUCGACCUGGUCUUCAAUGACGACGGUUCGCUCGACAGCAAGCUCACGCGCGGCGCGCCUGUUUCGGUCGACGUGGCCUCGGAGAACAGCCUUGUGCGCGGUAUUGCGCCCAACAAGCGCAUCUUGGGCAUUCUUGCGCCGUUUGAGCGUCAGGCCGCUGAGUUUGCCGCCAAGCGCAUUGGCCACGCUGAUGCCGAGUUUACUGCGCCUGUUGGUGGCAAGGACGCGGCGGAGAACGCGCUGGGCAACCUGGUCACUGAUGCUGUUGUCUGGGCCACUAGGCAGCGGCCGACCAACGGGACCGUGGUCUUGCUGGGCACCGGCGCUCUGCGCGCCCACCUCCCGUCAGGCGACAUCACCCGCGGACACCUGCUCACCGCCCUUCCCUACGACGACCAUAUGGCGGCAGUCAGCCUGUCCGGCAGCGCUUUGCGCUCAAUCAUGGCGGGCGCCUCUGGCAACAACACUGCGUUGUCUACCGUGCAAGCAUCCGGGCUGCGGCGCUCAUUGACCGGCAGUACCGAGGUGCGCACGCUUGUGGACAAUCUGGAUGCUCGGCCGAUGGGGGGCGAAAAGUGGGGGCCGUUGGAUGAUGCGCGGGAGUACGAGGUGCUGGCGCCCAUGUUCCUGAUUGCCGGCGGCGAUAGCGUGUUUCCCGAGGACUUGUCGGCAAAAGCGUGGGUUGUGUUUCCCAACUAUAGGGAUUGGGUUGAGCUGUAUAUUACGCGCUUCUCGCCCGUGUCGCCCAUCAUUGACCAUCGCAAGUAAUCUGGAAAAUAAUUUGGUGAUAUUUGAUAUUUGAAAAUAAUAAAUUACUG
Messenger RNA from Kickxella alabastrina, 2559 nucleotides. Its product is annotated as Metallo-dependent phosphatase-like protein. NCBI's taxonomy places the organism in Eukaryota, Fungi, Kickxellomycota, Kickxellomycetes, Kickxellales, Kickxellaceae. The transcript has a single exon. Bases 128 to 2509 code for a protein of 793 amino acids. Gene Ontology annotation, biological process: nucleotide catabolic process. The record is from RefSeq and is a predicted model, not a curated record. Gene Ontology annotation, molecular function: metal ion binding; nucleotide binding; hydrolase activity, acting on ester bonds.